CCCGGCGCCAAACCUUAACCAAUUCCCCCCCUCCCAUCUCGCUCUCUCGCUCGGGGAGUCAGGCUCAGAGGCCUCAGGCAGAGACGAGGUCUCGUGCGCGCCCGGCUUUCCUCUCCUCGCCGCACGACGCCGCAACCAAUCUGACGCCGACGCGUCGCUAGUUGCCGCCGCCGAUGGCCAAGGCGCGCAGGCAGCCGUUCGCCGCCGCCGAGCGGUUCCUCGGGUUCCCCCGCGGCGGGUCGCCGGGGGCCGUGGCGCCGGCGCCGGACGGCGACGACGACCUGCCGGACCUCGCCGAGGCCGACGUCUGGUACUCGGCCGCCACCGAUUCCGGGAGCCCCUGGCCCGCGGCCUCCCGGCAGGUGGAGGCGGAGGGUCGGACGACGACGACGGGCGGCGGAGGGCUGGCGCCGCGCCGCGGCGUGCAGGGCGGGCUUAGCCGCGCGUUCGGGGACGGGCCCGGGCGGCAGGUGGCGGCGUCGGCGCCCGUCGAGGUGCCCGCGUGGCCGAGCCACUUCGCCGUGCCGGACCCGGCGCUGCUGUUCGAGAUGGAGAUGCCGGAGGACGAACCGGGCAAGGACGGCGCCGGCGGGUGGGUGCCGCCGCACGUGUACCUGGCGCGGCGGCAGGCGCGGGCGUCGGUGGUGGAGGGCGUCGGGCGGACGCUCAAGGGCCGGGACAUGUCGCGGGUGCGCGACGCCGUCUGGAGCCGGACGGGCUUCGACGGAUGACGACGGCGGCGACGGCGACGACAAAGCUUGGAUUUUGAUUCCGUUUUGCCCUUUCCAUCAUUCGAUCGGUCUCAGGUUCCUCCUCACCUUUCUUCUUUCUUGGAUGAUGAAAUUUUGUAAACACGGGCGGGUUGCUGCUUGUUUUGGCCUCUGAUCCAUCGGCGAUUUAGUGAAUCAAUGGAAAUCAAGAGCUAGAGAUGAAGCAAGGGAUGAUGUGUGGUGUGUAGUAGUACCGAGUAUAUAGCUCUCAACGAGUACAUUCAUUUGGUUGAAUAAUCUGGUUUCGCUGAUUGGGCAGUUGGGUACUGGCUGGCUCCAACUAAAAUUGGUUGGAGCCUGCAGAUUCUUUUGGGUACUUCCCCUAAUUUGAUGUGGCCUCCAAAGGAGAAAAAAAAAAGCAAGAAAUUGGCCAUGCAUGUGUUGUGAUCCAAAGUUGGAAUCUUUAUAUGUUAUUUUUCUUCUCGUGA
This is a messenger RNA of Setaria italica (foxtail millet), 1198 nucleotides long. RefSeq lists its product as uncharacterized. The transcript has a single exon. The record is from RefSeq and is a predicted model, not a curated record. The coding region runs from base 174 to 731 and encodes 185 amino acids. Lineage: Eukaryota; Viridiplantae; Streptophyta; Magnoliopsida; Poales; Poaceae.